This is a messenger RNA of Microplitis demolitor, 1954 nucleotides long. It is a transcript of the gene Cth, whose product is annotated as cystathionine gamma-lyase. Gene Ontology annotation, biological process: transsulfuration. The coding region runs from base 453 to 1619 and encodes 388 amino acids. The record is from RefSeq and is a predicted model, not a curated record. Gene Ontology annotation, cellular component: cytoplasm. The transcript has 8 exons. NCBI's taxonomy places the organism in Eukaryota, Metazoa, Arthropoda, Insecta, Hymenoptera, Braconidae. Gene Ontology annotation, molecular function: pyridoxal phosphate binding; cystathionine gamma-lyase activity.
UUCUAACCUCAAAAUUUAAUCACUCUGGCAAUUAAAAUAAAAUUAAUUAAUUUUUCUUGAUUAAUUUGAUUAAUGAUCAUGUAUGUAAGGAUUUAUUUCGUGACUGGAUGAAUAAAAUAAAAGUGGCGGGAAAAAAUUAAAAAAAAAAGUUGGUUCCGGAAGCAGUAAAAGGCGGUGAUGUAUCUGUAUUUGGUUGUAGUUUGUAUGAGUAUCGAGUGUAGUAUAUUUAGUGUUGGCACAAGUGACAUGUGUUAAUGCGUAUUGGUUGAUCAUGAACAUCGUGUUCGUAAUCAUGAAACUCGGGUCUUUAUUUGCUCGGCCAGAGACUCCGAGCAAGCCAUUGCUGAGUUGCCGUUUAAGCCGGUGAGGUCUUGGAUUCAAAGCUGCCUGCUGCUUGCUGUCUUGGCUCCAAUUGUCAUUACUUUUGUAAUUUAUAAAAACAAUAAAUAAAAAUGCCGACUAAUACCGAAGAAGGUUUCGCAACAAAAGCAAUCCAUGCUGGGCAAGAUCCAUUACAGUGGAAUUAUUGUCCAGUUGUUGGACCACUCGUCAUGUCAACGACUUUCCGCCAAGACGGCCCUGCUGAACACCGCGGGUUCGAAUACGGGAGAAGUGGAAACCCGACCCGUAAUAUGCUGGAGACAACUCUAGCAGCGAUAGAGAACGGCAAGCAUGGGCUGACAUUCGCAUCAGGACUCGGUGCGACAACUGCACUGGGAGCUUUACUAGAAUCCGGGGACCACAUCGUCUGCGUCGACGACAUCUAUGGAGGCACCAGCCGUUACUUUAGGACCUGCCUCUCGAAAAAUAAGAUCGAGAUUUCGUUCGCUGAUGGCAACAACAUCAAGAACUUUACCAACACCAUCAAGAACAACACCAAAAUGGUCUGGAUUGAAUCACCAACGAAUCCAUUGCUCAAGCUCAUUGAUAUCCGGGCUAUUGUUGAUGCCGUGAAAGCCGUCAGAUCUGACAUAAUUGUUGUUGUUGAUAACAGUUUCUUAACAUGUUAUUUCCAAAGACCAUUAGAACUAGGUGCCGACGCCGUUAUUUACUCGAUAACAAAGUACAUGAACGGUCACUCGGAUGUUGUCAUGGGCGCAGUUAUUGUGCGGAGCGAUGAACUCGAGAAAAGAUUACGUUAUAUUCAAAAUGCACUUGGAAUUGUACCAUCACCAUUCGAUUGUUCUCAAGUAAGUCGAAGUUUGAAGACCCUUGAAGUCAGGAUGAAGCAGCAUAUGAAGAAUGGACUAGCUGUUGCUAAAUUUCUUGAAGCACAUCCUCAUGUCACUCGUGUCUUUCAUCCACUUUUACCAUCACAUCCACAACAUGAAUUAUCUAAGAAACAAAUGUCAGGACACAGUGGCAUGGUAUCAUUUUAUGUAGAAGGCGACUCAAGUAAAUUUUUAAAAGCAUUGAAAAUAUUCGUCGUCGCAGAAUCGCUCGGUGGAUAUGAGUCUCUGGCUGAAUUACCAUCAACAAUGACACACGCCUCGUUGACCCAAGAAGCGAGAGACGAAUUGGGUAUCAAUGAUAAGCUGAUUCGUCUGUCAGUUGGGAUUGAGACUGAGAGCGACUUGAUCGCUGACUUGGACCAAGCGCUAAAAGCCAGUCUAUUAUGAAAAUGAAAUUUUUGCUCAUCAGUUUCCGUGCCUCAAACUCGUAUAUUAAAUAUUUGUCCACAUCACAUUCAUUCCAAUAGUUAUCAUUUUUUAAAAAUAUAUUGUUUUAUCUAUGACUUGAAUUUGUUUAACGAUUGGCGGUAUCAGCAACGAUAAAUUUUCAUUUAAAAAUUUUUUUUAAAGAUCUAGGAUUUUUGAAUAUUUAAAUAAAGAUAACGAUCAAGAUAAAUCUAUAUCAAAUUUAAUCAUUGAAAAAAUAUAUACUCAAUUAACUAAAUCUUUUAAAAUAAUAUUUUAUCAUCGCAAUAAAUUAUAUAAAUAUUUAAAGAUUUUAA